Molecule: messenger RNA, 2067 nt
Organism: Aspergillus pseudonomiae
Lineage: Eukaryota; Fungi; Ascomycota; Eurotiomycetes; Eurotiales; Aspergillaceae
Exons: 1
Coding region: 1-2067 (688 amino acids)
Source: RefSeq, a predicted model, not a curated record
AUGUUAUCAUCUCUUCUUCAACGGCUACCCACCCUAUUUCUGUCAUUAGUUCCGCCUCUGCUAGCUCUAGGCGCAUAUGGCCAGAAACUCCCGGCAGCCCGGCUCGAUACCGUACCCGAUUGUGCUCUAAACUGCGUCGAGAGUUUUAUAAACACUGAUUAUCCGAAUAAUGCGUGCUCGUCUGUGUCAGAUAUCAGCUGUCUAUGUAAAACUAAUACAAAAAGCGGUUAUACGCUGGGGGAGGCGGCCUUACGCUGCGGCUUCUCGUUCUGCUCAAUUGAAGUGGCGCUCAAUUCAAGUGUCUACAGCAUUUGUGAUUCGGUACCCGGAGCGUUGCCUCGUACACAUGCUACAAUCACUGCCACAGUUGUGUCUGUACUAUCGCCUACGAGCGUUCCCGCUACCGAGACACACUCACCUAAUUCUAGUUUGACUACUCCGACGGAUCCUAUACCACCGCAGACCGGGCAUCCAUCGACUACCUUCACCACAUUUCAAAGUCCAGUAUCAGCAACGGAUACCGAGCAAAGUACCCCAAGUACUGCUAGCAGCUCACAGACAACCCACAAUGCAACAUCGGGAGCAGCUGCCGGUAAGGAGAGUAGUCUCAAUGCAGGUGCUGUGAUAGGGGUGUCAGUUUCUUCUGGUAUUGCGGGAUUCUUUAUCCUUGGGGUUAUAGUAUUUUUCUGUUGCAGAAAAAUGAAACGGCGGUAUCAGCAACCAAAGGGCCAUGAUUUCUUUGAGAUUGGAGGUGCUAUGGCGGAACCACCCAAUUUCUCACUACCUCCAAGACGUCCGACUCCAGGGCCCAACCCCCCAUCCGGUGCAGGACACGGGGACACGGAGACUUCUAGACUCAUGUCUCCAUUUCAGCCUGGUCCUCAGAACCCAGCAGUCGUUGUCACAGGUCCGGGUGACGACUAUCGUUAUGGCUCCACGGGGAUAGACAGCCCAGGAAGGAUUGGCUUUGCUAUAUCCUCUAGCUCAGAUCUCGAGCCCUCUGUCAGUCAGUCAUCCCCGCGGACAGUCUCCGACCUAUUGCCUGACAAGCCGGUAUACACACUCUGCCCGGAACCAUUGCGGCUGAGUCAACAGAAAUACCCAAGGCCCACCAGUGGUGACACAUUGUUCGAAGAGGAUGUCACCAGACCAAGGAGUUUCCUUGGUGGUAACAGGCAAUAUCCGACAUAUGCAAACAUGCAAGUUCCAUACAGGAAUAAUCGGCAGUACAAGCGGCCCCCAAGAGUAGGGCUCCCUGAUAACCCACGUGCAUUGUUUCAUGCCUUUCGAGCGCGGAAUAAUACCGUCAUUCCCAUCGGUUCAGGCCGUCCAAAAAAGUCAGUCUAUGUUAGUGCUGGUGAAGGGAGACAGGUCCCUUAUCAAAGUGAUUUAUACGGCAAAUCAUCACCCCUAGGUCCACAGUCGUACAUCACAGAGCGCAAUGGGUAUGUCGGUGAUUACUUGCGGGGCCUUGAUGUGGAGACUGCUAGAGCUCUUCCCGAGCCACCGGUAUCUCGCAACGCAGUUCGUCAUUUAGAUCAGGAGGUCGACACAAAAAACAACUUAUUAGACAGCUCCAGUGACGAAUUUGAGACCAUCAAUAUUAAUGAAAGCUCGGGGUCCCAUCGAACGUCUCGACAUUCUGGAAACUUCAGACCACUCACUCCUGUUCGAGAAAUUCGAACACCGAAGAAUGACGGCCAGCGACGAAACUAUUUCGACGAAGAUGCGUCUGUAAAGUAUCCCCGAAUGCCGUUUUCCCGGGCCGUUAGUCCAGCCCGGGAAAUUGUCUCUAGGCCUAGGAUCGUGCGGCGUGAUGAUAUCAAACGUGUGCAAAUACGGCGAGGCAAGCCACAGCCCAAGGAAUUGACCAUUCCUUACUCACCAGAUGAUUAUUGGAAUGGACAUAGCUGUAGCUCUCCGUCCGGACCUAGACCGUACAGGUUGUCUGGUGACCGGUCCUCGACGGAGAUACAAGGACGCAUGGCAAAGAAAAAGCGUUCAUCAUCAGAGCGCAACCUGACGCCAUCAAGGAGAGGCUCUGACUUGAUCCUUCGGGUAGAAUGA